Molecule: messenger RNA, 3429 nt
Organism: Salvelinus sp. IW2-2015
Lineage: Eukaryota; Metazoa; Chordata; Actinopteri; Salmoniformes; Salmonidae
Product: MAGUK p55 subfamily member 2-like
Cellular component (GO): cell-cell junction; plasma membrane
Molecular function (GO): protein binding
Source: RefSeq, a predicted model, not a curated record
UCUGCCUGGAGCCUGACACAGUUUGACUAAAGCCUCAACAUGCCUGUGGCAUCGACUGGCACCGAGCGCGUGGUACCACCCCAGGUCCUGGAUACCCUGAGUGACAGCAACAGCUCCACCACCGCCAAUGACCUGGACCUCAUCUUCCUCAAGGGCAUCAUAGACAGCCCCGUGGAGCCAGAGAGUCUGGAGGAGACCAGGUUGGAGGCGGUGAGGGACAACAACGUAGAGCUGGUCGAGGAGAUCCUCAGAGAGCUGAGUCCCUUCACACACCAAAGCAACACCGCAGCAGAGCUCACGCGCAUCCUCAACGAACCCCACUUUCAGUCUCUGCUGGGGACCCAUGACUCGGUGGCGUCCCAGGUGUGUGACACCCCUCCCCCCAGCCCCUGUGCCUACAUGGAGCCCCCCGUCAGCAACCAGCCCGUGCCCCCAGAUGCCGUCCGGAUGGUGGGCAUCCGCAAAGUGGCUGGUGAACACCUGGGCGUGACGUUCCGUGUGGAGGCGGGGGAGCUGGUGAUUGCCAGGGUGCUCCACGGAGGGAUGAUCGACCAGCAGGGUCUCCUCCACGCAGGUGACAUCAUCAAGGAGGUGAAUGGGAAGGAGGUGGGUGAGGACCCGAGGGCGCUGCAGGAGACGCUGCAGGAGGCCAGCGGCAGCGUGGUGCUCAAGAUCCUCCCCAGCUAUCAGGAGGGCCAUGCGCCAGGACAGGUGUUUGUGAAGUGUCACUAUGACUACGACCCGGCCAAUGACAACCUGAUCCCGUGUAAAGAGGCGGGGCUUAAGUUCUACACCGGUGACAUCCUGCAGAUCGUCAAUCAGGAUGACCUCAACUGGUGGCAGGCUCGUCGUUGUGUGGAGGGAGGCAGUGCUGGGCUGAUCCCCAGUCAGCUGCUAGAGGAGAAGAGAAAAGCCUUUGUCAAGAGAGACGUGGAGCUAGCCCCGCCAGGAAACCUUUGUACUGGAGUGGCGGGAAAGAACAAGAAGAAAAAGAUGAUGUAUCUAACCACUAAGAAUGCAGAGUUUGACAGGCAUGAGUUACUGAUCUAUGAGGAUGUUGCCAAGGUGCCUCCGUUCCGCAGGAAGACGUUGGUUCUGAUUGGUGCUUUGGGAGUGGGCCGACGCAGCCUGAAGAACAAACUGCUGCUGUCUGACCCACAACACUACGGCACCACCAUCCCCCACACCUCCAGAAAGCCAAAGUCAGGGGAGCGGGAAGGCCAGAUGUAUGCCUUCACCUCGCGGAGCAAGAUGGAGGCAGACAUCAAGAACGGUCGCUACCUGGAGCAUGGCGAGUACGACGGCAAUCUCUACGGCACCAAGAUGGACUCCAUCCAUGAGGUGGCGGAGGCCGGUCGCAUCUGUGUACUGGACGCCAAUCCUCAGGCCUUGAAGGUACUGCGGACGUCUGAGUUCCUGCCUUACGUGGUGUUCAUCGAGGCCCCUGAUUUCGAGGUCCUCAAGGCCAUGAACCAGUCGGCCAUCGAGACUGGAGUCGUCACCAAGCAGCUGACGGACUCAGAGCUAAAGAGAACAGUGGACGAGAGCACCCGCAUCCAGACGGCCUACGGACACUACUUUGACCUCACCAUCGUCAACGACAACCUGGACGAGAGCUACAGGAACCUGAAGGCAGCUCUGGAGAAGGUCUCUGCUACCCAGCAGUGGGUCCCAGUCACCUGGGUCUUCUAGUGGGAGACAGAAGGACAAGAGGGUGGUGUUGAACACGAAUGUUCUCUCAUUCGUCAACACAAGACAUCCGAUGAUACUGUCUGGCUCAUCAUCACAGUGACCUCUGGACCGCUGACCUUUGGACCCCAUACAUAAGACUGAACUGACAGCAUUCUUUUUGCUGUGUACAUAUUGGUUUUGGAAAUUUGUCGACAAAACGUCAAGGAUUUUCUUGUUUGGGCAUUAUGUGAUUCUGGUGUGUGUGUGUGUGUUUGUGCGUCUGUGUGUGCGUCUGUGUGUGUGUGCAUUCCUGUGGUUGCAGAGUGUCUUUACCAUAAUCAUGUUCGCUACAUUGAUUCUUUAGGUCAGCAGUAGUUCGUCUAUGUUUACAUGAAUCAUUAAAUGGUCAUUCAGUAUAUUAAAUAGAUUAUCUUGCAUCAAAACAGUGGUAGAUGGCCUUCUACUACUUAUGUCUUGACUACAGGUCUGACACACACACUCUCUCUCUCUCUCUCUCUCUCUCUCACUCACUCACUCACUCACUCACUCACUCACUCACUCACUCACUCAAAGAGAGCCAGCUGUCUUAUUCCCCAAAUUCUAUUUUUAUUACCACAUUCUAUUUUCUUGUAUGAGGAGUUCAAGUUGAAACCCUUUUUGACACCUACUGUUGGGUAUUUCUUUUUUCUAUCAUUUCAAAAAAGGCAAGAGACUGAGGUGUGAACAUAAAACAUUCAAAUCGUUUGAAGAUAGCAUGUAGAUACAUAGAGAGACGUGUACGAUAGAUAGACUGUAAUAAGUACAACCUUUAUUUAUGUUGACUACACAGGCACUUUUUUAUUAUUUGUUUUUGACGUGUCAAAAGCCUUCUUUCUAUUUUAUUUCAUAAAAAUACUAUUUCCACCCAGGUCUGCUGUACAGUACAGCACACACCAAUUUGGCAAAUAAACGGCUCCAGAAUUUCACACGAUGGGUUCCUUGCUGUUGGUUAAAAAGAAGGCCUUCUGGAGCCAUUCAUCAGGCCUUCUUGGUAACCAACAGCAAGGAACCCGUCAAGUAAAAUCCUGGAGCCGUUUACUUGUUAAACUGGGCGGAACCUUUUAUUACACUUUCGUAACAGAGGAUCUUGUGAUGCAGUAGUAGUACAGGAUGCGUGGUCUAUUUGGUCAGUUGAAAUCGAUGCACCCCAGGCUUUGGGAAAUUUGGUGAUAAUUCGUUUGGGAAGAGAAAGCUAAAGGCAGAUGACCCCAGAGUUGUGGGUGGUAUUCACUAGACACGAAACAGAAGAAUAACAGACUGUGGAUGUACUACUUUCCCAAUAGGAUACGCUUGUUUUUGGUUUCUGUUGCGAAACAUUUAGAUAUAAUGUGCCCUGAUGAAUAUGACCCUGGAAACUCCAGAGGAACGACACACAACAAUGACAAGUGUGUGUGCUCCCGAUGAGUGUAAGGUCAUAGUUUCUUACUUUUAGUAUGGUUUCUACAUUCCACGACGCUCACAUGUAUCCGCGGCAUUUUCACAUACCAACAAUAUGAGUUUGGAGAUUUCAAUUAGAUGAAUUCAUGAUUGAACAAUUUCAAGAUGCUUCUGUAUUUGACUGUGUAUCAGUCACAGUUUCUAGACGUACUGUAAAUGACAGACUGUGAAUGUAGAUAUACAAUAGACUAGAGGCAAACGCUAGCUACGGUGACGGUGUGUUGUUUAUAGGAAAAUGAACUGUACAUUUGAUGAGGCGCACAAUUAAAUGCUUAAAAUCAA